Spinacia oleracea (spinach) is the source of this 3704-nucleotide messenger RNA. RefSeq lists its product as uncharacterized. Lineage: Eukaryota; Viridiplantae; Streptophyta; Magnoliopsida; Caryophyllales; Amaranthaceae. The record is from RefSeq and is a predicted model, not a curated record. The transcript has 4 exons. The coding region runs from base 342 to 3167 and encodes 941 amino acids.
CGUGUCGCUUUAUCAUUUUAUUUCAAUGGCUGAGAUUUGCUCUGUCCUUUCAACUGCCUUUAACUGUCAAAUCGCCCGUUUUCCUCGAUUUUUGACUAUUUAACUUUCUUUUCUUAAAACGUCAAAACACUUUCGCUCUUUUCUUCAAACUUUUCUCUCUCUUUCUCAAAUCUUCUCCUUUGUUCCUGCGAGUUAUUUUUUCGGCGCUGUUUCUGUUGCUGACUGCGGUGCUUGCGGAAGUGUUGUACCUCGGUUCUGGGCUGCUAAAUUUCCGUUGUGCGAGAAGGUAUAGUCUUUUUUGUUUUUGUUUCUUCCUUCGUAUAGGUUUAUAUUUGGGUGUAAUGUCGAGUGAGCGAGAUAGUGAUAAUGUGUUGAGUGGGGCUGGGUAUGACGAUGCUGACCCUGCGUCUACCUCUGAGGAUGUCAAUUUUGAGGAUGAUGAUAAGCCGUCUGCCUCUGACUAUUUUGAGCCGUCUUACGAGGAUGCUGCAAAGGAAUUACAGGCUCACAUGCGCAAACAGGAUGCCGUCAGGGGUGCCCAUCUAGAGGACGUGGCUGGUGGGAGCCGUCAGAUGGAUGAAGGGGAGGUUAGCAGUCGUGCUAACGAUGUUGCGGGGUCCAAUAACUCCGCCGGUAGCGGUGGGGGAGAUGAUGAGGAUGCAGGGGAUUCAAUUUUGGAGUCUGAUGAUGAUAUUGGCCGGUUGUGGGAUGAUGGUGAAGACGUGACCUCUCUGUGUGAGCAGGUAUUGAGAGAAGGGGAUCUGGAUGUGGAACCAGAUUCCGAUACGGAAGAGAUGAGCUACAGGGUUGAGAGUCCUCCUCCUGCUGGUAGUGCCGUUUACAAAGCUAAGAUAAUCAAAUCUUUUCGUGAUAGGGCUAUCAAAGACGACCAUCCGCGCUGGGCCAAAGAGUAUUUGAAACUGCCCAAAGGGUACCGUCUCGUGAUUCCUGCUGAGGGGAGUGUGAUUUUGGAUUGUCCUCCCGAUCAUAUUGGCGUGUAUGCCCAUCAUCUAGAUUUCGGCCUCCGAUUUCCUCUUCAUCCUUUUAUAGAGAAGGUAUUCCGGGCUUGGAAUGUAUGUUUGGCGCAGGUAACGCCUCAGGUAGUGAGGAAUGUUGUGGCUUUUACCUGGCUGCUAUCUUUUAAACAAUGGCCCCAAACCAUUAACCUAUUUAGGCGGCUGAUUUGGUUGAAAAAGUACAAGAAGAAGUCUGGAUGGUGGUCUUUUUACACCAAGGCAAGCAAAAUGACAGUCAACCCCAAGCUGUCUAGCUGUAAAGAUUGGGAAAAGAAGUUCUACUGGUUGAGAGUGCCUUCUGAUUUCCCCAUUCGGACUCGCUUUCAUCUCCCCCGCCCUCAUAUGAACCAUUACCCCAUUCGGGAGUUGGGUUUCAGGGAGAAAAGGGCCCAUCAGUUUGUGUCAUGUUUGCAUGUUGACACCGGUUUGCAGAAGUCUGUGACCGUUCCUAAGUACUGGUUGCCUCCUGCUAAGUAUAUUUUGGGAAAUGGGCCGCUGUCUGCAGUUGGCUUGUGCCACACCCAUACUCUUGGCCUGCAUACUCUCAACUUUGCUAUUCUUGGCUUGGGUAAAGACGGUCGCCCUACUACCAACAACCCUCCCAAUCCGAAAGGCGUGUUUUCCACUCUGUCGACCUACGCAACCCAAGCCAACAAAAAGCGUGGUUCAACUCGGGAGGAGGUUGUGAGUGAGUCUCCUGCUAAGAAGACAAAAAGAUUAAGCUCCAUACCAGCUCCCAAACCACUUUCCAUCCGUGCACCUACUGGAGUUGUUUUCAAAACGACUCAUACUGCUCCUGACAACCCUGCUCCAAGACCUGUCUUCAAGACCGUCCAUACUGCUCCUGACAUGGCUGGAGGUUUUAAAAGUUUGGAUUGCGGUCGUGGUGCUGCCCUUACUGGCAGGCGUCCUCGUGAUCGUAACCAACCCUUCGCUCGGGUGAAUCGGUCUCGAGUGGACGGUACUACGCAGCCUGCCCCUGAUAAGUCUCAGCAGAAGUCUCCUGAGAAAGGUUUUGAAUCAGCUGCCGAUGUGAACAUCGCAGGCCAAGGGGGUGAUGCUGUUGCGGAUGUUGAGCCGAUAGCCCAACCAGACUUGAUGGUUGUGGAUCUUAUGACUCCAACCCGUCAGAACCAAGAGCAAGAGGUAAAUGAUACUGAUGUUGCUGGUAUGGGCCAGAAGACUCCUCCUCUCAUGCCUCCUACUCUUCAUACUUCUUCUGGGUAUGUUCGCCCUAGCCAGAGUGCUGGUACCAGCUCUGGUCUGAACAUGGGUGUCUUUGUCCGUCCUGGGGAGUGGAUUGAGAAGACUCCGAUUUGCCUAUCCCCCAGGAAGAUGAAGUACUUUGAGGUUCCUCCUGGUGAGCCUGAUGAACCCUGGAACCCUAAAAUCGAUCUUCUUCGUGGUGAGUCGAUACUCACCGACGACUGCAAAGGGGGUGGUUGUAUGGGUUGGAGGGCUUUGAAGGAUCUGGCUACUCCUCGCGACAAUCCUGCUGCUGAGAUUGACGCGCCGGCUGCCCAACAUAUGAAUGAUAUGCUCAAGGCCUGCAACUCUGCUGUGGAGCUUGUGAAGCUGUACCUCUGCUACCAGGAGCAGAAUGAAGACCUUCAGAAAAGGCAGGCUGAUCUGGAGAAGCAGGUGAGUGACGCCAAGCAAGAUCUGGACCAAAAAACUUCUGAGCUGAAAAGGGUGAAGCAACGCAACGAAGAGUUGGAGAAUGUUGCGAACAAGCUGGAGGCAGAGGAGGCCAAGAACAAAGAGCUGUCUGAGAAGUUGCUGGAGGCGGAUGAGAAGGCCAAAGCUGCUUACAAGACCGGUGCUCGGGAUGGUGCCUUGCGAUUUUCUCGGUCCCAGACCUAUAGUAAGCGUAUCACGGAUAGUCAUAACGGUGGCUGGUUUGCUGCCCACCGUUGUGGCGUUCAUGGUAUUGGCCUUACCAAGGAGGACUGUGAGGAUAUUGAGUAUGCCUUCCUGGUGGAGGAAAAGCACAAGGUACCAACCGGUUGGGAGUCACAGAUCAUUCCGGAGGAGAUCAUUCAGAAUGCUGAUCCCUUGACUCUCCCUCCCAUUGAGCUGAAGGAAGAAGACUACCUGGAUCCUGCCCUGCUGUCUUCCAGUACCAACCAGACGGAUCAUCAACAAGUUUGAAAGUGCGGGCAGUCAUCACCGGUAUCAUCCUGUGGUUCAUCUGGCGUUGCUGCUUUUAAAGAUUAGUUUAUUUUUUUUAGACGCACUUUUGGUAUCAGCUGUUUGUGGCACUUUUUGCCCUGGGAUAUUUUAUGUUUUGUUUUUGUAAACUUUACCUUGUGCCAUUUUUUAUCAGCUAACAAAUGUCAGUUUUGGUGUUGGCUGUCGAAUUUGCUUUAUUCAGAUGGUGUUGCUCUUAUGCUUAUGAUAUUGUGUUGUUUGUUUUAUUUUUCUAUUUUAUGCUUGCCCUUAUUUAUGCAAUUGUGCUGUUUGAAUCUGGUAUUUUACCCCGAGUCAGCAAGCUGAUAGUAGCCUUGCUGACUUACUUUAAGGGUUUUGAAUCAUGAUGUUUGACUAUACAUUACCCCGAGUCAGCAAGCUGAUAGUAGCCUUGCUGACCUACUUUAAGGGUUUGAUUCGUAUCACCCCGAGUCAGCAAGCUGAUAGUAGCCUUGCUGACCUACUUUAAGGGUUUGAAUCACGAUUUUUGAUUAUACA